This is a messenger RNA of Trypanosoma brucei brucei TREU927, 600 nucleotides long. RefSeq names its product dynein light chain, putative. Gene Ontology annotation, biological process: microtubule-based movement. The record is from RefSeq and is a predicted model, not a curated record. Gene Ontology annotation, cellular component: cytoplasmic dynein complex; cytoplasm. The transcript has a single exon. The coding region runs from base 1 to 600 and encodes 199 amino acids. Gene Ontology annotation, molecular function: dynein intermediate chain binding. Lineage: Eukaryota; Euglenozoa; Kinetoplastea; Trypanosomatida; Trypanosomatidae.
AUGUCUGAUGAGACGCCUCAGGAGGGGCCUAAAAGCCCGGGGUCUGACACCGCACCCGCACCAGUUGCCGCUGACGACUCACCCGAAACGGUGUCAGGGCAGGAGGCGGGAUCUAGUUCCAACGCCGAGAAGGAAGCGAUGGGGUCCUCAGCGGCUCCGGCAGCUGCUACGGGACCACCAGCUGGUGCACAGGAAGAUCAUGACAGCGAGGAGGAAGACACUGCAGCAGGAACCGGGUCGGCGCCGGAUGCUGCCGUCGACAUUAACGGUGUUCCCGCUAAUGAUGUGAAGAACAUUAUCCUGCAGGUCCUUAGCCCUUGCUUUGAUGACGAGGGUGGCGAAGAUGACGCGCAGCGCUACGACCAUAUCAAAGCACACGGAUGGAUUCAACACAUUUGCGAUGGAAUUAUGGAAAAACUACUGGCAAUGCGCCGCCCCUACAAAUAUGUUGUUCACUGUGUAAUCAUGCGGAAAUCAGGUGCGGGCAUUCACUUGUGUUCUAGUUGCUACUAUGGCCAGGCGGAUGGGUGGGUGAACCAUGCGCAUGACCUCUCUGCGCAUGUCUACGCAGUGGUAAGUGUUUAUUGGAGCGUGAUUUAA